This is a messenger RNA of Helicoverpa zea (corn earworm), 3316 nucleotides long. RefSeq lists its product as uncharacterized. The record is from RefSeq and is a predicted model, not a curated record. The transcript is spliced from 2 exons. The coding region runs from base 199 to 1101 and encodes 300 amino acids. NCBI's taxonomy places the organism in Eukaryota, Metazoa, Arthropoda, Insecta, Lepidoptera, Noctuidae.
GUGAGUGAUACGCGGAGGCUUCGUCGGCGUACACUCGCGCAGAGGACGUUAGCCCGCGACCGGCCGCCGGAACGCACGUCUCCCGCGACUGCAUCAUAUCGUGGCAGGUGUCGGUGCCGUGAUGGUUUAAACGUGUUACAGUUCGUGUGUGCUCGACUUUACCAUACCUGUGCGGAUUGUCGGAUACCCCCCAUCACAAUGGGAGAAUCACUGCUGAAAGAGGAUCCUCUAUCCAGGAUCCAGCGAGAGAUCAUAGAAGUCACAGAAAGAGAAAGAGAAUUCAAGGAAGGACACUUCAGAAUCAACAGGCUGAUGUCUGAGUCAACAAUAGACGUGAACCAUCAGAAUGGUCACGUGAACGGCGACGCUGAGCUCAAGCCGCAGAAGACCCUCAACAGAGCCGUGUCCACGUCACACCUGCUCGGUCCCAUUGCGCCGUCGCCUCCCGUCACACCCUCACUCCUCAACACAAAUGGAUACACGAGGCGGUUUACGCCCCAGACGGGGACAAAGGGAAUUAUGCAGCGAUUUAUUGCAAACAAGGGCAAGCUGCCUGCUAGCCCCGCAGGAGGCAUUCCUUCCACCCCUACCACACCGCUAGCUCCGCCGCUAGUGUUCCCAACAAUGCCGGUGAUCGCGCCUGUGGUCUCGCCUCCCGUCAUCACCCGCACGCCAGAGGGAAAACCAGUCAGGAAAGGUUAUGUACCCGUUGAGGAGAAAAUACAGAAAGAAUUACAGGAAAUGAAAGACAGAGAGCAUGAGCUCAAAAAGAUGAGGAAGAAACAAAAGCCAUACGACUUGGAGUUGAGUGAUAAUGAGACUAGCUCUGAGUCUGAGGACGAGGAGAUCCCCCUGCCUGGUAAACUAAAGGCUACCAAGUCGAUAGGCGAGCUGUAUGAAGCACUAAAUGAAGAACUGCGGUCGCCCUCGCCACGAAACAGCUCGGGUCACGACUCCAUCGGCAGCCUCAAGCCCGCGAAGUCACUGGCGGAGCUGUGCACGCUCGCGCCGGGAGAGGAGUUCCUCGCGCCCAGCUCCACGCGGCUCAUAGCCAAGUGGGAGUCCCUCAUACAGCAGAAGCAAGAGGCCGGCGCCGCUUAGGAUGUAACAAAUGUUCGGAAAGGCUAACUGGUUCAAUAUGUUGAUAUAACGGGCGCAUGUCGCCAGCUAAACUCCGUCGCGUUUGGAAGCAGCUGCCGCAUAGUGGAAAUUGUAUGCAAGGCCGAAAGUGGCAACGUUCGGGUAGCUUCGGUUCGUGUGCUAAUUUACGAACAGAUGUGAGUGAAGUUCAGUAUCCAAUCAAAACCGGCUCGGGUCAAUACGGCCACGUUUAAUAGUUUUACGUAAAUGAUAAAUUCCAUCAGUGCGCGUUUGGUGCCAUGUUUUGCCGAUCGAUUUCUUUCGUCUAUCAAUCGAUUGUGCAGCAAUUAAUUUUCUCCAGAUUGCGAACAAUGCAAAUGAUGGUUAUCCGUAACAGCAAUUAUCUCGCGCGCUCGCGCACUUGGAAAGCGGCCGACACACGAUGCGAACUCGUCUCCCAAGUGUGAGUAAAAUGGUUUCUUCCUAUUGUUUGUCGUCAAUCGGGUGAAUUGAAAAACUCGAUCGAGUUUUUCGGUGUGGCGCCGCUUUCCCGCGCGCCGCCGCGGUGUGAGCCGAGUGUCGCGCACUACGGGCCGCUCUUUGUGCCUGUGAGAACACGACAGUAAGAAACAAGCCAAUAACACCUUGAAAUCGGCUCCCAGUAUUGUCGAGAUAUCGCACUUGAGCACAUUUAUUAUGAGUACACCGUAUUUCCGGUUUAGUUUGUAAGCGUUUAAGUAGUGGCGUAUUUGCAAGUUUUAUAACACCUUCAAAAUAUUCAAGUAAUUAAUGCAGAAAGUAUUUUACUUGAAUUCGCUUUCGCUUUAGCUAAAGUUAUGAAUUCCGAGCGACGAACAAUAUGAUUAACUCUUAUCUGUUGUACUUUCGUUUAUUGCAUUCACUAUGCCGGGUGGUUACAUGAUUUAUUCAUCGUUCAAAAGAUUAUAGCAUUCUUUCACAUAAUGUGGCUGUGGCCAGGCCUGGCAGCCGACUCGAGCUCCGGUAGAUAUGAACUAGUCGAAGCUGGACUUCGUGUUUUAUAUUUAUUGUUAUUUACAUUGAAUUUUAUAGAGUAUCUUACAUUAGGCCGUAGACAUACUCGAUUGUGUUGUUCAGAAAUCUAUGCCAAACUCUAACACUAGCAACUCUGCUGAACUGUUGCAGUCUGCUCUGGUUAUUUACUGUCUAAAUGGGAUUUAGAAGAACUAAUCGACAAUAUGCAAAAAGCCUUAUUUUUCGAAUUUAUGAUACGAAUUAAGCUUUUUACGAAAUGGCAAGCACGUAGUGAUCGCAAGCUCACUCAGAGCCGUCGUGUCUGUCUGUAUGUCUGUACCGAUCGCUAUAUAUACCUAUAGGUCCUAUGUACCUACCUACACACGUGAAGUGUACCUUAUAAGUGUCAAAUAGUCUGUGCCUUACAUUUAUACGCUAGAAUUUAGCACAAUAAUAUAAAGAUAACAAGAAAUGUGCAUUUCCUAAAUAUUUCUAUGACAAAGCUGUUUCUAGAACACUAACGAAGAUAUUAGUAAUGGUAAUGAAAGCUAAUUAUCAGUCUAACGUUUAAUAAUGAUGUAGUGGUGAUCGCAGCUGUAGUGUAACUAGGUUGUUCAAUAGUUUACUUGGUAAAGUAUAAAUAUUAGGCGUAUAACGUCUUUGAAAUAUUUUUCAAAUAAAUUCUUUACUAAAAUCUUCGUUCAGAGUUGCCUUAUUAUGUGAAAGGAGUAGUUUAGUAACUUGUACUUUUUUAGCACUAGCAACACCACGUCACUAGUACUAAAUGUAUAAAUUAAUUGAUUAGGUACUUAAACGAAACAUUUUCCUUUAGCAUAAUAAUUAAAUAGUCAAUUUAAUUUAAUAGUAUAGUGCAUAGAUCAAAAUAAUAAUUACUGAGAUUGAUAGUGUUAAUUGUUGCAAUAUUUUAAUAGUAGUUAUUGUAAGUUUGUUUCUAUUUAUGAUCAGUGCCACAUGGUAAAAACAUAUUUAUUGUUAAAAAAGAGGCCUUGACAAAACAAAUUCCUAUUUAUACAAAAGUAUAGUUUUUCAGCAUAAUUUUAACAAAUUGUGAUAUGAAAUUGCCUUAAAAUAUAAUAUAUUAAAAUAUUACAAGUAAAGCUAUUUGUACGUCAGAGAAGACACUCGUAAACUUUACAAGAGGUACCUAUACUGUCCAUAUUAGAUGUGAAAUGUUAAUUUAUGUUUGUUUAAGAAUUUUUCGCAAUAAAUAUUGUAAAAACGA